This is a messenger RNA of Paramormyrops kingsleyae, 4500 nucleotides long. RefSeq names its product guanine nucleotide-binding protein G(z) subunit alpha. The record is from RefSeq and is a predicted model, not a curated record. Lineage: Eukaryota; Metazoa; Chordata; Actinopteri; Osteoglossiformes; Mormyridae. Gene Ontology annotation, molecular function: GTPase activity; GTP binding; G protein-coupled receptor binding. Gene Ontology annotation, biological process: adenylate cyclase-modulating G protein-coupled receptor signaling pathway. Gene Ontology annotation, cellular component: cytoplasm; heterotrimeric G-protein complex.
CCACAUCUCGUUGCCUGGUAAGAACGCUAAAUAUCAGGACAAUGACAGACUGACAGCUCUGCUGCUGUGGCCGUAUGCACAUGUACGAGUUCUGCUCCUUAUGGAAUAUUUUGGACUAUUCCGCUUGUUUUAUGGGGAUUUAAUUUUCCUGUUUUUUCAAGGACAGACCUGGAUUUCAUUUUUCUUUUUUUUUAUUUUCCUGGACAGUGAUAGCACAUGAUCCUCCUCGCUGCUCUUCUCUUGCUUUACCCAUCUCUUUCUUAAUUUGAGUCCUUGUUUUCUUUCUCCCUUCUCUGCUUCCUCAGUCACCCCUCCCUCCGUAUCUUUCAAGCGCUCACACGCACGCACACGAGCACACACACACUCCUCCCCCAUCGCUGCAGUGUGCCCCGACUGCCUUGAAGCUAACGAAAGGGGGAACGGCGCAAAGGCGGUAUCGCACACACACACACACACACACACACACAUACACACACACACACAUACAGGGACACGCAUACACACGCGAGCUCAGGCACGCACACUCACCGCCAAAGAGAGACAGAGGGAUGAAGAUGUCGCUGUACCAGCACUGAGCAAGGACUGCACACUCCGUCUGUGAACCUUGCAAAUGUGUGUCGACAUAUCACCAGAGAUGGACGGAGGCCACUGAAACACAGAUCAUGGGAUGCCGUCAGAGCUCGGAGGAGAAGGAGGCGGCCCGGCGCUCCCGUCGCAUCGACCGGCACCUGCGUUCGGAGAGCCAGCGGCAGCGUCGUGAGAUCAAGCUGCUCCUGUUGGGCACCAGCAACUCGGGCAAGAGCACCAUCGUCAAGCAGAUGAAGAUCAUCCACAGCGGGGGCUUCAACUUGGAGGCCUGCAAGGAGUACAAGCCACUCAUCCUCUACAAUGCUAUCGACUCGCUGACGCGCAUCAUCCGCGCCAUGACCACGCUGAAGAUUGACUUCCACAACCCAGACAGAGCCUAUGACGCCGUCCAGCUGUUCGCCUUGACAGGACCGGCCGAGAGCAAAGGCGAGAUCACACCGGACCUGCUGGGCGUCAUGAAGCGGCUCUGGGCGGACUCUGGUGUUCAGGAGUGCUUCUGCCGCUCUAAUGAGUACCACUUGGAGGAUAAUGCCCCUUACUAUCUCAAUGACCUGGACCGCAUCUCUGCCGUGCAGUACAUACCCACGGUGGAAGACAUCCUGCGCUCCCGCGAUAUGACCACCGGUAUUGUGGAGAAUAAGUUCACCUUCAAGGAGCUGACAUUCAAGAUGGUUGAUGUUGGGGGGCAGCGCUCAGAAAGAAAGAAGUGGAUUCACUGCUUUGAGGGGGUGACGGCCAUCAUUUUCUGUGUGGAGCUCAGUGGCUAUGACCUCAGGCUCUACGAGGACAACCAAACGAGCCGAAUGGCCGAAAGCCUACGUCUGUUUGACUCCAUCUGCAACAACAACUGGUUCAUCAACACUUCGCUCAUCCUGUUCCUCAACAAGAAGGAUCUGCUGGCUGAGAAGAUCAAACGUAUCCCACUCACCCUCUGCUUUCCAGAGUACAAGGGCCAGAACACAUAUGAGGAGGCCGCAGUUUACAUCCAGCGUCAGUUCGAGGACCUCAACCGCAACAAGGAGACAAAGGAAAUUUACUCCCACUUUACCUGUGCCACGGACACCAGCAACAUUCAGUUUGUCUUUGAUGCUGUAACAGACGUCAUAAUACAGAACAAUCUCAAGUACAUCGGGCUGUGCUAGGGCGAGGUUUGGGGGGGCAUGCAGGCAGUGUGGCUGUGUGGGACAGCCACCAGGGUGCUGCCACGUUACAGAGAGGUGACGGAGCUCCUAGAAUUUACUAAAGCAUUCAAUGGGCAAGGCACAGAAAGAAAGCUCGUGAGAAUGAUAUCUCCCAGAAAGCAUUGCACUGAAUACAUCAUUUUCCUGACCCAUAUAUACAUAAUCAAAAGAAGAAUAUUGAUGUUUAAACAAUGGCAAUCAUUUGUUAACAGAUAAUACAGUAUGUGUGUGUCUAUGCCCUCCUCCCCCUCUAUCCUGUGUCUUUGUUGCUGUCGUUUACCUGUUAAGGCUAUCACCUCUGCCCAAUUCAUUCAAUGUUGCUUUUGUGUUCCUUUUCAAACCAUAAAAGGUCAACGAGGCAGGUCUACUUCCCAGGACCGAAGCCUGAAGAUGACUUACUCAAAACCAGCCAGGGUUUAUUUCACGAGGAGAUUGAAUUGACAGAAUAUCUGGGGAUGAGAAGCUCACCUGGAUGAGCCUUACAAUAUUCCAAACCCAAUUCCGUGUCAAAGAUUGUUAUACACAAAAGAAAAAUCGGGAAUACCUGGUUCAUUAAAAGAAGAACAGUGCCAAAAAAAGAAGAAAAAAAAACAAUUUGAUGAAAAUUUUAAUAUUUGAUUUUUCUAUUGACUGAUCCUGCAUGACAUCUAGGUCUGUAUGUUUGUUUCAGAAUUAAUAAAAUAUGCCCCCGACGAACAUCACAGCUACAUCAAAGCCAAACAUUGCAUUCGCUGCCUGAAAGUGUUUUUAAAUUAUGUCAGGAUCAAAAAUAUUUCCUUCAAUUCAAACAGUGCAAGUGAAUCGUCAAGCUGAGGACAGAGACAGCUGAUAGAUCUGUCAUUCCGAAAUGAGCAUAGAGAUGAUGCACAAAAGGGGGAUGUGGGUUAAAAUAGACACCACAAAAAUCAACGCAGAAUGGAAAAGAAAACAGCCGUUUCUUUCCCCCCCUUGCAUCAUGAAGUGAAUAAUAGAUGUGACAUGUACAUAAAAUAUGACUAAAGCACAGUCAUUAAUAAAACAGCAGACAGACUGAUUAAAAAGAGAGACCUGUACUUCUCUCCUGCUGUUCAAAAAAGCAUGAUGUGCAACAACUCAGUUAAGGGCUUGAAGCUUUAUUUUACAAGAUAGCCACUUAAAAAUAUAUGUAUUUAAAAUAUAUGAAAAUACUAUUAACGAACCAAAUGCUGCAGACAUCGUUUUUGCCAGAGAUGUUCUUUCGUGAAGUGGUGUUUGAGGGGUACAGGUAACAUAAAAUAUGAGAUCAUUGUGUUUUAUGUUUUUAUUUUUUUUGUAUGUGCGUGUAUAUAUAUUUUUUUUAUUAACAUGGGCCACAAAGAUUGUUCAAAGGUAUAAUAACAGGCAUUGACAUAUAUACCUUUAGCAAGUUAACAGCGUGUCACUGCUCAUUCCUCAAAUGUAAAACACAGUUGUUAACUGUUCAUAAACCAGAGUUAUAUAUCAUAUCCAGCCACCCAUAUAAUGAUUGGAUUGGUGUUUUCUAUAUACACACUGUUAUGCAAGCGCAAAUACACAGAAAAACAUUUUUCUUUCCACAAUAUUCUUAUAGUGCUCUUACAAAUCUUUUCUGGCCUCUACUUUUUUUUACCAGUGGGUACUUUGUAAUGAAUAUGUAUCCUAACUGAUUUGAUGAUCAUUAAGACAGUCUUCAAAACCAUCUAAGAUGUCAUUACCAACAGCUAAUGCAACCUUGGAAUAAUUAACAGCCAUAUGCAGGUGACUGCAUUUUCCAAGCUGACUGUUGGAUUACGUGGGUUUUGCUGCUCUUUUGUUUUCUUCUUCUUCCUGACUCGGGCUUUGUUUUUGCAGGUUGACCCCUUAAUGUCUGCAAUCAUUACUGCUUCAUUGGAAGUUAUUGAGAAUAUGACCAAAAUGCCAAAACACUGUAUUAUACAUAUUCAGGGGCACAAAUAAAGAGAGAGAUAAAAACCUUUAUGUUCAUCAUUAAUUAAAAUGGCACAUAUGGUCAAUCAGUCGGGAAAAUGCCUGGCCAGUGGAGGGUGCUCACACAGACCCUUACACAGAAAGGAAAAGCUUUGUUUGUCAAUGGCAAACAAGGAAGUCCAGAUAAACACUGGGAAAAUGCAAAGCUUGCGCACAGAGAGCUUGGGAACAUGUAUCAUAUACAUCCAUGGACAUGCAAGGGUAAUACCUGCUAAAGUCCUUAACAUCCAUGCUUAGCACACAUAGGUGAUCCAGGGAACAGUCAUAAGUACUACAAUCACAUGAUUAUGCCACCAUAACUUCAUGCACAUAGUUUUAUAUUAAUUUUAUUAGGACGGCCUUCCAGUUCCAUACUGAAAAGUUAAACACUACUAGGUUAGAAAUGUAAUGUACUUAAAGGACCCCCUAACACCACAAUAGAAAAAGCAGGUGCUUAGAGAAACAAUAACUGUUUGUGUACUUCUGCAGUGGACGUGCCACUUUAUACACCAUCCCAACUGCCUCAUUGGCAGUUUCUCACCCAACAGACAAGUAUCUUCCCCCCACACAGCCUGCUAGCUAGCACUGAGACAGCAUGCCAUCUGAAUGUGAUUAACCAUACAUUCAAUUCAGGUAAAUGAAAAGUUCAUGUUGCACCAAAUUAGGAGUCUGCUGUUUUAAUACAUUUACUCACUGGGGGCUUUGGGUGGGGGUGCUGUAAAGCGCUUUGAGACGACGUAAUGUUGUGAUAAUGCGCUAUACAAAAAUAAAUUUGUUGUUGUUGUUAAUA